Molecule: messenger RNA, 5159 nt
Organism: Ostrinia nubilalis (European corn borer)
Lineage: Eukaryota; Metazoa; Arthropoda; Insecta; Lepidoptera; Crambidae
Product: neuroligin-1-like
Exons: 13
Coding region: 1-2772 (923 amino acids)
Biological process (GO): chemical synaptic transmission; modulation of chemical synaptic transmission; neuron cell-cell adhesion
Cellular component (GO): synapse; plasma membrane; cell surface
Molecular function (GO): neurexin family protein binding; signaling receptor activity
Source: RefSeq, a predicted model, not a curated record
AUGCGCGCGGACCGCGCCGCGCUGCUCGCGUGGCUCGUGUGCUGCGCGGCCGCGCUGUCCUCGCACAAGUACAGCACGCGCGUGGUGCGCACCAAGUACGGGCCUCUGCGCGGGAUCGUGGUGCACUCCCAUCCGCAGGUCGAGGCCUAUCUCGGCGUGCCGUAUGCUACGCCGCCUCUCGGUAGUCUUAGAUACAUGCCGCCGGUGACGCCGUCGCAGUGGCGCAACACUCGGCUGGCGGACGCGUUGGGCCCGUCGUGUCCGCAGGCGCCUCCCGCCGCGGCGCCGCGAGACGACGCGUUGCUGGUGCACCCGCGCGCGCGCAUACGGCAACUGGAGCGAUUGUUGCCCGUCCUGGCCAACCAGAGCGAGGAUUGCCUCUACGUUAACCUUUACGUUCCUGUUAACGGUGGUGAAGGCGAGGGCGAAGGCCCAGGGCUCCCGUGCCUGGUGUUCGUGCACGGGGAGUCCUACGAGUGGAGCUCCGGUAACGCGUACGAUGGGACCACGCUCGCGGCGCACGGCAACAUUAUCGUAGUCACUAUCAACUUUAGAUUAGGUGUAUUGGGUUUUUUAAAAACUGGUGCUAAGGGGUCGGCGCAGGGUAACUUCGGGCUAAUGGACCUGGUGGCAGGGCUGCACUGGCUGCGGGAGAACUUGCCAGCGUUCGGUGGUGAUCCUGAGCGGGUGACCAUCAUGGGCCACGGGACUGGGGCGGCACUGGCCAAUUUUCUGGCCGUCUCUCCUGUGGCGAGAGAACUACUGAAGCGCGUCAUCUUGUUAAGCGGGUCUGGGCUGAGUUCGUGGGCGUUGCAGAGGGAUCCACUCGCGAUAAAACGAAAGGUAGCGGAACAUACAGGGUGUCACGGAGACCUGCUAGAAGACGACCUGGCGCCGUGCCUGCGCAACAAGCCGCUCAGCGAGCUGCUAGCUGUCAAACUGGACCCGCCGCGGUUCCUGCCCGGAUUCGCGCCUUUCGUCGACGGCACUGUCAUUGUUAAUCCGUCCUCUGCGCCGCCCCCGACCGACAGCUCACGACUGGGCGCGGGCGCCGCCGCGGUGGCCAACGCGGCGGGCCACGAGCUCGCUGACUUCUCCCAUAGGGAACUGCUAUUCGGACUUACUACCACUGAAUCGUACCUCGAAUUCAACGCGCAAGACUUGGAGUUCGGCUUCAACGAGAGCAGGCGGGACCGAAUUCUGCGAACGUUCGUGCGGAACGCGUACUAUUACCACUUGAACGAGAUCUACUCGACGCUCAAGAACGAGUAUACGGACUGGGACAAGCCUGUGCAGAACCCUCUUAGUGUAAGAGACGCGACGUUGGAGGUCCUCAGUGACGGUCGCACCGCCGCGCCGCUCAUCAGGCUCGGUUACCUCCACGCGCUGCGCGGGGGCACCACGUACUUCACCCACUUCCACCAUCUGUCGCAGGACAAGGACUACCCCCAGCGACCAGGAUCAGUCCACGGAGAGGAGCUCCCCUACUACCUCGGAGUACCGUUAUCACUCACUCAUCACCAACAGAACUUCACGCAACAGGAGCAGCGAGUGUCAAGGCUAUGCAUACACUACGUCUCCAAUUUCGUCCGAUAUGGGAACCCGAAUGACCCGUCAGCCACGCCGCCACCGAGCCCCUUGCUUGGGGAAUCCCCACGGCUGGGCCCAGAUGAAGUCCGGUACUGGGACACGUAUGACACCAUCAACCAGCUCUACAUGGAGAUCAGCAGCAAGCCAGAGAUGCGCAGUCAUUACCGGGGGCACAAGAUGUCUCUCUGGCUGUCUCUGAUCCCGCAGCUGCACAGGCCCGGCCUCGACAUGCCAGACACCGGCAUGAGGCACCACCACUUCCCAGACGACAACGCCAACUACUACGAGGGAGCGGUGCGUCCACAGUCGAUGUCGAAAGCCAACGUACCGCACGUAGUCAAUGUUGACUCUGGCGGACGCGGCGACCCAUCUCGCAGCACUCCCUCUCCUAAGUCCUCUCCACCUCGGCCAGCCCCUGCACCCUCAGUACCAUCCACAGAGUGUCCGCCUAAUGCCACAGCCACCCCAGUACAACCAGACGAUGCCCUCCUUCGACGCCUCGCUUCCUCUCACUAUCAAUCAUACACCGCCGCUUUGACCGUCACGAUAGCAGUUGGCUGCUUCCUCCUUCUCCUAAACGUCCUCAUCUUCGCCGGCAUCUACCACCAGAGGGGCUCCCGACCUCGGCGCUCCAAAGACGACCUCGCCGAGGCCGGGAGCUCAUCCUCAUCAGACUACGACGGAAAACUAGACUACGAAGUGCGCGCAUUCGACGGCAAAGGUUUCGGUUUCGAGUGUAAAUCGGCGCACGUGCCCCGAGGCUCCGGUUCCAAGUUCGACUUGCGGACGUUAUCGGACUGCGGCGAACCGACCUUCGGCGAGUACAGUUGCUACGACGAGAAGCAUCGAGCGGCCCGCAGCUCGUUGCCGGACGUGAGUGUGGGUAGUGCGAUAGAGGCGGGCAGUGUAGUGUGUAUAGAUACGCAGAAGCCAGACAUUCAGAAAGUGGAAGGGCGGCAGGACUCUGUGGGGCGAACUAGCACGUUCGAGCCGCGGGUGGUGGACAGCUCGACCCAAGUGAAGUUCGGGCCCGAGUCGGAGGCGGCCUCUGAGACCAACGGCGACUCGGAGUCGGGUGGCGCGAGCGGGUCGGGCAUCCUGCGCGUGCCGCCCGCCGCGACCACGCCCGCGCCGCCCGGCAUCAUGAAGAAGCGCGUCCAAAUACAGGAAAUAUCCGUAUGAGGGUUCCUGGACGCCGAGGUCGUUGUCAAUAAACGGACAAAGUUGUGAUUUUUAAACAUAGACGUGUACAUAAAACAUUACGACGUGAUGUAUCGUUACGAUUGUGUAAAUAUGAGAUAUUUUUAACAGUGCGUACUUACAGCGAAAUUUUCGGGCAUGCGUGACUAUUCUGCCUUAAACUAUAACUGUUUACAAUGUACCUAUGCCAAUAUCUUCACUAUUCCGUUCUACAUGCCAUAUAAGUUCGAAGAUGAAGGGAUGUAAUAAAGUUAAUGGCAACUUAAAAUACAAUCAUUUGGUUUAAGAUUAUUUCGCAUAUAAAAUACUCGAUUAUACCAGAAAAUAGCGAAGUAAUAAAAAUAUUAUGAAGUAUCGAAGAACUUGCCGUCGUUACCCAGAUCAGAUCUCCGCCAUUUAUUACUGUAUUCUCCACCUUCGGAUUUACGAUGAAGGAAUUGUAGGUUCUUGUGAACAUAUUCGUCUGUAAUGAAUGUGAAUAUAACAAUAAAUUAGUGACAAAAGACUUAAGGAAACCCGUUAGUGUGUAAAUAUUAUAUCAGACGAACCGUGUUUCAGAAUGUAGGAUAACAUUAUAUUUCAAAGCAUUGUGUAUGUUGUAACUUUUUGUAUAGUUAAUUUAAGUGAGUUGUAUUAAUUUUGAGUAGUUUUUGAUAAGUAAAUAUUGAAAACUAAUUACUAAAUGGACGAGUACCUAAAGGAAAGUUUAAAUUAAAUAACAAAUUGAAAUUACGUAAAAGGGUUGGUUAAUUGUUUGCGAGCUAGUAAUAUUCGUUAAAUUUCAGUGUCGGAACAAUUUUAAGGUAAUCAGGGUAAUAGGCCACAGUUAUGAACAUCGCAAUAUUCAACCACAUCCUACUUAAUGUUCUAUAACUAAAUAAAAAUAUAAUUACCGUCUAUACUAUUGAAUAUAGUACCGAAUAGAGCACACAACUGCUUUUUAGUGUGGAGGUCGAAGGAUAAACGUGUUUCUGGUCGUCAGUUUCUUACAUUUCAAGAAACUUAGUUAUUAAAAAACGUGGCUGUAAUUAAUUAAUUUUGUCACAGACUUAACCAGCGAUUUAUAAGUUAAACGCUUAAGAACAUAAUGAUUUUUGAGCAAAGACAUCUGUUUCUUACCGAUAUUACCUAUCAGCCUACGGCUUACCCGCCACUGACUCGAAUAAUUAAAUUGUAAUUUAGGUGCAUUGACCUUUUUCAAUAAACAAUUAAUAAAGAGGGCAUUAAAAUUCACGUCGAUUGAAAAACUUUAGUCCUGUAAUACUCGUAAGCCUAGUUCUUGACACACCACAAGGAACACAAUGUACUUACCAAGUAUCUAAAUUUUGUAUAAGGUAUCUUCAUUCAUUAAUUUAAAAAAAUACUUAAUACUAACUUUGUUAUUUAUAGGUAUGUUAUCAGUUAGAUCUUCUAUGUUACAAACUGGCUCGCUUCCGUACUCGUCCAUGUUUUAUCUUCACAGGAAUUGACGAUGAUUAACUAAUGGUGAGUGAAUUAAUAUAAAUAUUAAUUCCAUUAUCCAAAUUGUGACAAAAUGUGAAAUAAUUAGAUAAUUGCAAAUUAAUAGAUAUAAUACAAUACACUGAACAAUGUCAUUGUUAUGUGUUAACAAUUUGUAGAUAGAGAUAUUAUGAGAAUAAUUUUAGAAUGUGGAAUUGAUUGUUUUGUCCACAGGUUUUGACGUAAAUAUAACGUUAAAUUCUGUUGUCCAUGGUCCAUAGGUGAAAUUAAUUUAUAACCAAUUGAUUAUUUACACAUUUAUAUACUGUUUCUUAUACAAUUAAGUUUACAAAAAGUGAAGUUCUGUACCAAAAUAUAUGUAUUUUAAUGGUAUAAAAUAUUCAUCAAAUAUUUAAUUUGAAUACAAAUAACACCAAACAUUUAAGUUUUAUGUUAAUAAUAUUAAGCUUGGUAAGGGCCAAGUUAUGAAAAUUUUACCAAAAUUGUAUACAUUUUAAUAGUAAAUAACAAUAAAUUAAAUAAAUUCGACGGACACCGAAGCUGUCAACAUUAUUAAUAUUAAAGCUUGCGAAGUUAUUAACAAAUAAUUUAAUAUUUUGCAAUGAAAUAUCCUGUGAAUGGCCUAAAUAUUUUUAUUAAAGUUUUUGAAUUUGUUUAAAAUCUACAACGCAAUUAAAUGUUUUCUGUAAUUGUAAUUUGUAGUUAUGUUAAAGAUGAGCUUUAAUUUAUGGAAAUUGUCAUCCUUUAAGGAAUUGCAGAUAACAGUUAAAACAUCUAACUUAUUAUUAAUGUUAGAUAUUUUAAAUAAUCUACUUAGUAUUGUUUGAAUGUAGUUCAUAUUAUAUUAAUUGUUGAUCGACUAUGGUAUAGCGAUGAUUAAUUUAAUUAAUUAAUAUUUGUUAUUUGAA